GUGUGUGUGUGUGUGUGUGUGUGUGUGUGUGUGUGUGUGUGUGUGUGUGUGUGUGUGUUUUACAUGUCAUCCUCAUUUGACUGGACAGAUUUGUUUGUCUUAUUGUCAACAGUAAAACACGCAAGUGGAACAAGUGCUACUGGCUCACUGCUGCAAAAGUACUUUGCUCUUUGACUGCAGUCCUGCAUUGUCACAGAAUACAGCAACAGGAAUAGAGAGGUUCCAUCGGCUGCUGCUGAAGCUGUGGCUGAGAUAAAAUGUUACUAGUUUGCCAUCUUUAUUGGAUUAUUGUAUGAUGUGGUGGUGCAGUACCUCACUCUGUCCCAUCGGUUUGAUUCCCAGGGUGGACCGGGUUCCUUUUUAUGCAGAAUUUGCAUGUCCUCCCCUUGUUCUCCCCCUCUCUCCGUUAUCUGGCCUUCUCCUGCGGUCCAAAGACGUGCAGGUACUGUACCCUGCCUUUCACCCUGAUUUAGCUGGGACAGGCUCCAGCCCCCCAAGCGACCCCUACAGGGACCCAGCGGUUGAAAAUGGAUGGAUGGAUGGACCUGUGUCUGUGUGUUUACUGCUACAGUGUUAAUGAUGUCACAUGACCGGGUGUGACUGUGAUUCACCCCCUGCCCCUGACAAGCUCAUCCUCCUCCAUCUUUUAUUGAUUAGAGCUGCAUUGGUUAUUUAGUGGUGGCCAGUAAUUAAGUUACAGGUUAGAGGCCUGAGCCUCAACAGAGAAAGAACCACCCUCACCUGAAAACCUUCCAUUUAAAGAAAAACAUCACAGAUUUUCAGUGAGGAUUGACCAAAACAAUGUUGGGUAGUAUUUAAGAAUGAAGAGACACUCCGUACCCUCAAUAUUAUUUAUGCAGAGAAAGUAUCAUUUAUGCCUCUACAAAAAGCUUCUGAAACAUCUCAUCUUUUUGUCUUGGGCUCACAGAUUACACCUAGUGCUUUUUGGUUUCCUCUGUACCUGCCCCAGCAAUGGUCAGGUGUAAUGGAAAAAUUGUUUCUUCCUUAUUCAAUGCAGUUAUUAUAUGAUUUAUGACUUAUGUUUUGCAAUUAAUUAAUAUUAAAUAAUUAAUUAACUUCUGUUUUAUAUAUUUGACAUUUCACAUAUAUUGUUCAAAGGUUGUCUCUGCCUGAUAGACUCUGGACUCUAGCUCCAAACCCAAGGCCGGGGAGUUGUGUCUCUGUCUGUUUAGACUUGGUGCUCCUUCCUCUCUGAUAGUCAGACGCCAGUGAUGCAGGGGUGAGAAUGUAAACAUCUCCACACACACGGCAACAGGGAUGAGAUGGUGCAUGCAGUCUGAUUGGGCCACACAGACGUUCCACCGUGGUCGGACAGAGAGGUUAAAAGGCAGAAGCAACUUGAGGAUUGUGGGCUCUUUGCAUCACUCCUUCGUGGUGUGUGCACCGAUCUCCCCAGCUGGUUUUUGGUUUGUACAAUCGACAGCCAUGUUUUUGAUUUGCUUUCCCUAUUAUUUUAAUUUGCCUUUAUUUUUAUAAUAAAUCACACAAAUAACAACUCUCUCAUCUGCUUGUUUAUGGGAAAUUUCCACCACACAGACCUGAGAGGGGGCGGAGCCAUACUGAGAGGGGGCGGAGCCAGCCUGCUGGAGCCCAACUGCUCAGUCCGCAUUGUUUUCCUUGCAUACACUUACAGCACUGUUGCCCUGUUACCCUGUUAGGAUAACUACCCUGUUAUCCUGUUCACUUCUCUGGUGUGUACUCUGGUAUGAUGUGUCAUUCACCUGUUGCUAAUCUGUGGUGCCAGGUAAAGAAAUCAGGCCUCAGAGCUUCACAUUUUCACCACAAUAUUUUUUGCAGUGUAUCAGUAGCAGCACUGCCCUUACUGUACGUUGCAAUGAUGAUGCAGCAGUGAAACUGAAAGUGAAAGUGUCAGAGGAUGAUAGUGAUGCUUGGACUCCAAACAGACUCCCAAGCUGGAGUCGGCAAAGCAGCAGAGGUGAGGGGUGUUCCUGUUUUAAGGUGUUUCUCAGAUGAACCAGCAGCAGAUGAUGUUAGAGAUGGAUGUGAUUAACCCAGGUUUGUUUGUUUGAACCAUGGAGGACAAGAUGUCACAAAUAACUGGUAACCAUGAAACAGAACAUUUUUUCAUCUCUGCUGGGUCAGAUUAGGACGUGAACCUGCUCCUCGUUCGUCAGCGGAUUACUGAGCAGUUUGGGCCGUUUUAGCUGAUCUAACAGUUGAUGGUGUGAGUUAUUCUGAAACCAAACGUUUUUAUUUAGGUUUGAGAUCAUUUGUAGCAGCAAUAAUUAACGUCAUUGUCCAUUCCUUAGCAACAGCCUUCUUUGGACUUUUUUCUCACUGUCUCUCUGACAUUUGCAGUAUUUCUUCUGGGUUCUCCAGAGACCAAGGUUCGGGAAGAGGCAGGAGAUGUCCAGGAAAACAAUGAAAAAAGAAGGAAGAAAGAGUUCAAACUGAAGAUCCACGCAUUUUUCAAGAAGAACCACAAACAAGAGAACCGUGUUCAAGCUGCAGAUGAUAAUUUGGAAUGUGUAGAGGAACGGCAGCAGGAGCAGGAGGAGGAGGAGCUUCUGGAGAACAUCAGUAGGAGGCUGAUGGUCCAGGAGGAGCAGCUCUUCAGUCAGGAUACCCCCAGCGAGCAGGAACAGGACCAGCUGCACAAAGACUUUGAGGCUCUGAUAGUGCAGGUGUGGAUAACUAUCAACAACACUUUCAUCUUCUCGACUCCACAGCAGCUUAAGGUCCUGAAGAGUGCUGUGGCCAUCAUCCAGGGGCAGGAGGAGCAGGACCGGCGCUGGGCAGGUUGUGUGGACGGCCCAGCACCGGUGUGGCGUCCUCAGAAAUGUGUCAGCACCCAUAACAAUCUGCUGCAGAACAUGGUGGAGUCCAGACUAAAGGAGGCCGUGGGGCACGACUCGGGCGAGCCCAGCGAAUCCACCUGGUCACCUGUAAAGAAGGAGGUGUUUCGACUGGGGAAGUGUGUGAAGAAGGACCUACUGGCAGUGGUGAAGGUGAAGGACUGUUACCCUCCUCAGAUGGACAUCAUCAAUCUCUAUGCUGGACUGUAUCAUCAGAGAUUCUCCUCUCGCCUGGCUGAUCUGGCUGUGUCUGAUCUGGGAACAGACGACUGCUGCUACGUGCUGCUCUGGGUCAACCACUGCUAUCCAUGUGAAAUAUUAAAACACAAAGAACUAGAUGGAAAAGUAAAGGCGGCCUGUCUGGGUUCUCUUUUGCUGCCUGAGACGCUGAACCAGCUGGAGGAGCAGUACCUGACCGGCAAACAGGACAAAGUCAAGCUGUGGCUCCAAACAGUCCUAAAGACAGAGGAGCAGAGCUGGAUGAACGGCAGCACACCCAAGAUCGUUGAUGCUUUUUAUUACAGCCCACUGGCUGUGGAUGUCAUACAGAUAAUAGAUGGAUCCCUCUCUGAGCUCAGCCAUGUGAUCAGAGACCAGAGCAAAGCUCAGAGGGUCACCCAGCACCUGGAGGCCUUUCUCAUCAGCUAUAAGAAGCGUGUGGAAGAGUUUGUGAAGGGAAACCAUUGGAACGUGAUCCCAGUGGUCAAAGCUCAGCUGGCCUGCGAGGAGCAGCUUCGGGAUUACGUUACUGGUACUGGACGCCUGUCUGAGGAGCAGAGGCGUCAGUGCCUGCACAGUCUGUCUGCUCUGAGGGAUUGUGGGUACAGCUGUUUCACCUGCCCCAUUCAUGCCCAGCUGAAGAUGUGCUGCAGUCAGCUGUGGACACCUGUUUGGUUGGAUGGGUCACUCCCUGUUAUUGACGCUCUGCUGGACUUCAUGAGCCAGCAGCUGACAGACCUGGCUGACCUCCAACCAGUCUGCAGACAGUCUCUGUUGCAUAUCGUCUAUGAGAGUGUGGUCCUUCAGUAUGUGAGGAAAAUGAUGAAGGCCAGGGUGAAGAUAGAAGAGAAUGCAGCUCAGCAGAUUGUUGAGGAUGCUCAAAACAUCAAUGACUUCUUCAGUGAGAGGGGCUGCAGUGGGUCCUCGUGGCUCAGUGAGAUGCUAUGCAGCAUUGCUGAGAUUCUCCGUCUAAAGGAUCCUGGAAGUGUUCAGCUGGAGAUGGCCUUUCUGGCACAGAGGUUCCCUGACCUCAGCGAUGCCCAUGUGUUGGCGCUGCUGUCUCUAAAAACUGGACUAUCAUCUUCAGAUGUUCGUUCCAUCAGACGCAGUGUGGCGGAGAACCGCAGCACUGAGGGCUCAGCCAAUCGUGGACCUCUGUUCUUCUCUAAAGUGAAAGUCAGGUGGAUCAAUGCUGCAAUCAAUCAGAUGGGAGUGCUGACGUCAGCAUGUCAGAAUCCUAAAUGAGCUACCUCGCUGGUGCCCACACACGUUAGCAUGUCGGCUAAUCAAAGCAUGUUUUAUGUCUGUGUGCUUACUUUCAUUUAGACACAAUGUGUGUGUUUCACUGUUACAGUCUGUCUGUCAGCUGAGCGAUGCAGUGAACAUCCAUGAACCCUGGUUCUGGUGAUCAGGUCUAGCUGAUUGUCUGUUUGACUCUGGUUUCACCUGCUGCUUUCCUCUAGUCUAAUCUAACAUAGCUCCAUGUGCUUUGUAAUGAACUGCACAAGCUUUCUUUCUGUCUCUGUGAUGUCGGCUCCACAGUUAAGGAUUGACCCAGUGAACUAUUGCAUGUAAUCAAUACUUAUUAUUAACUAAGGUUGAGUCCAAUUCCUAAAAAAUACAGUUAUUAUGCCAGGUCAGUGCAAUGUAUUUAAAUGAAGUUAAUCAUAGACUCCUCUGACCUGUGACUCUGAUAUUAAAUAAUUAAAAAUAAACUUGAAAUAAAGACUGAAAAAAUGGAUGCAAAAAUGUAAUGGUCUCAGCAGUGCUGACAUGGAAAAUGGGUUUGUGCGUUUUUACUGGGUUUCUGCACUAGUUUAUCUAAUAUUCCCCAGAAACCACCUUCGUUGUCUCUUCCUAAAGUUUCAUGGGCUGUAAUAACUGUAAUCUGUUUCUCACAGUAAGGGGAAACUUGACUUGAAGUGUGAUGAGCCUUUUGAAAUAAGCCAACAUGGUGCUUUUCACCAGUC
This is a messenger RNA of Betta splendens (Siamese fighting fish), 5026 nucleotides long. It is a transcript of the gene tnfaip2a, whose product is annotated as tumor necrosis factor, alpha-induced protein 2a. The record is from RefSeq and is a predicted model, not a curated record. Gene Ontology annotation, molecular function: SNARE binding. NCBI's taxonomy places the organism in Eukaryota, Metazoa, Chordata, Actinopteri, Anabantiformes, Osphronemidae. The transcript is spliced from 13 exons. Bases 2574 to 4301 code for a protein of 575 amino acids. Gene Ontology annotation, biological process: exocytosis; exocyst localization. Gene Ontology annotation, cellular component: exocyst.